GAACGCCUCAUUUCGACUAAACGUCGUGUUGUUUUUACGUCACUUGUUGCGUCAUCACAAGUUGCGUCAUCACGGGGCGGGGAAACAGUCGACGAACAAAAUGGAGGAAUAUGCCAGAGAGCCGUGUCCCUGGAGGAUUGUGGAUGACUGUGGGGGUGCGUUCACCAUGGGGGCCAUUGCAGGAGGACUAUUCCAGGCAGUCAAAGGCUUCAGGAAUGCACCUGCGGGCAUGAGUCACAGAAUGAGAGGCAGCAUGACAGCCAUCAAAACCAGAGCGCCACAGCUUGGAGGCAGUUUCGCGGUGUGGGGAGGCCUCUUCUCCAUGAUCGACUGUGGCUUAGUGAAGGUGCGAGGGAAGGAGGACCCCUGGAAUUCAAUCACCAGCGGCGCCAUGACAGGAGCAAUCCUCGCCGCCAGGAAUGGCCCAGUGGCCAUGGUGGGUUCUGCAGCCAUGGGGGGCAUCCUACUAGCUUUGAUAGAGGGCGCCGGAAUCAUGCUCUCUAGGUUUGCCUCGUCACAGUUCCCAACAGGUCCUCAGUUUGCGGAGGAACCAGCCCCCACCUCAAUGCCCGCCGCCCCCUUUGGAGAUUACAGACAAUAUCAGUGAAGAGGACUGACCUGCUGCUGCCUUUUUAAAAUUCUUUCUGGAGUUCCAAAGAUAUUAAAGGCUGACAAUGAUUCGCGUAACCAUAGCAACCUCCUCCCCACCAGAUGAACAGAUACUGCAAAGGGACAUGUCGCCAUUGCUCAGCCUAAAUAUCUAUUGUACUUAAUAUCACUCGGAUACUUUUGUGUAAAUACGUUCAAAGCUUUCCCUCGCGCAUCUUUAUUCGCCUUAAGUACGCUUGAGGCACCCCACAUCCUCAUGAUCGCUUACAAUACAACUAUUCCAGAGUUAUUAGUUUGUUUUAAAGUGAUUUAUUUAUUUGUACAUUUACUGUUGGGAAUGCUGCUCCUGUGUGAGCAAUACUCAAAAGAUGGCGGAAGGAGUGGCGACAUGAUGUAUGCAGUCUAGUCUGUGUGAAGGACACAAUGUUUAUUGGCUGCCUCAGCAGGACUGCUCUUUGGCCACUAGAGGGCAGCCGUUUCAAAAGCACCAUUUUUGAUUGCAUAAAUAGGAUUCCCUUUGCCAUAAUGGCUUAAUAAAUAGUCCAAAAAGGAAGUGAACAGCAUUCUUGUGAGUGAUCCAAAUGUUGGUAUGUAUUUGAAUCCUUUCAUUUUGUACAGACUGGAGUUUGGAAAGUACCUUCACUCACUUCCUUGUUUUAGUACCAUGUUUCGUAGUACUGUUGGCCAAUUAGGGGAAAAUAUUAAUGAAUUAAGUCAUGUGAUCAAACUUACUAAUGAAGCCUGUGAGUUCCUGGUUUUAAAUUAGUCACACAUUUUUCUCAGAAGACUUAAGGAACUAUUACACACUGGAAAUAUUUCACUUGCAAAAUGUUUUUUGGGGGUAUUUUCUAUAUCAGUGGUAGCAGUCAACCACACAAAUGUAUCGUUUAUCAAGGUAGGAAGUUGAACUUUCACA
Messenger RNA from Entelurus aequoreus (snake pipefish), 1525 nucleotides. RefSeq names its product mitochondrial import inner membrane translocase subunit Tim17-A. The record is from RefSeq and is a predicted model, not a curated record. Gene Ontology annotation, cellular component: TIM23 mitochondrial import inner membrane translocase complex; mitochondrial inner membrane. Gene Ontology annotation, biological process: protein import into mitochondrial matrix. NCBI's taxonomy places the organism in Eukaryota, Metazoa, Chordata, Actinopteri, Syngnathiformes, Syngnathidae. The transcript is spliced from 6 exons. Gene Ontology annotation, molecular function: transmembrane protein transporter activity. Bases 101 to 607 code for a protein of 168 amino acids.